Molecule: messenger RNA, 1088 nt
Organism: Sitodiplosis mosellana (orange wheat blossom midge)
Lineage: Eukaryota; Metazoa; Arthropoda; Insecta; Diptera; Cecidomyiidae
Exons: 8
Coding region: 249-1034 (261 amino acids)
Biological process (GO): muscle structure development; actin cytoskeleton organization
Cellular component (GO): stress fiber; adherens junction; Z disc
Molecular function (GO): actin binding; muscle alpha-actinin binding
Source: RefSeq, a predicted model, not a curated record
UCAUUCGGAUUUUUGUGCGAGGUGCGUAGGUUGUGAUCAAAUGACAAUUUUUUUUCACAUCAUCAUCAUCCGAUUCAGUUGGUUUACUGCCAUCAAUCUGUGUAGUGAAUGUAUCUUCAAAGAAAAUAGAAAUCAAUUUUAAUCUAAAUGGGUCUUCAUGAUUCGCGAUUAGCCUAUUAUAUACGCACAACAAGUUCAUACAGUACAUCAAGUUCAACAGCAAUACGACAAAAAUCUACCCAUUUAACAUGACCAUACAAAAUGUGUCGCAAUUCCUCUACAGGAGCAGUAACAUCGAUGAAAAAUACUUCGAAAAAAUCCUAAAACAACCUUUACCCUUCGACAACACCGAGUAUGAGCUACGAAUCAGCGGAAGUGUUGAAACCGAUACGCGGCUUAUGUCAUUUAUUGAUGUGUUAUGGGGCUUUGAAGUCACUGGUGGAUUUGAUCAAUAUGAACCACUUACGGUUAUCGAUGUAAACGGAUUUGUGCCCGUUCGACGAAGUGGGUAUGCAUUCCGUGCUGGAAUUCGAAAGGGUGACUAUAUAAUUCGGAUCAAUAAAGUUUACACCGAUGAUAUGACACUGAUUGAAGCCCAACGGCUCAUUCGAAAAUCGGGCAAAAAUCUUCGCAUCUUCGUUAGAGGGAAUGAUGAUCCCGAAGAAAUCGAUGAAUUCACUGUCGACUUUUGGUUCAAACCCAGAAAGAAAUUUCCACCCAUACACGUUGUUAAUAAAUGGCCAGACGCUUUCAAUUGGAAUGAUCGUAAAAAACCCAUAUACAAAGAGUCAAAUUGUUUUAUGGUCCCAAGCAAAGCAGAAGAACAUCACAAAGAAGUGCUUAGGAAUACUCGUAAACCAAUCAUACCUACGGAGGAUACUGCCAACACUGUAACCGAGCAACUGUCUCCGCUUGCUGCUGCUGCUGAUAAAGCAGAGGCUGAUGCUGCCGCCGCUGCUGCUGCCAAUACUCAAGCCAACACUACAGACACAAUCACUAAUGGGACGCCGUCGGUUGAAGAGAAAUUAGAUUAGACAACAUGACAACUGAUUUAAACAUUUUAUUUUUCAAUGAAACUUUUCCCCCCG